Alnus glutinosa is the source of this 796-nucleotide messenger RNA. RefSeq names its product actin-depolymerizing factor. The record is from RefSeq and is a predicted model, not a curated record. Gene Ontology annotation, cellular component: cytoplasm; actin cytoskeleton. Gene Ontology annotation, molecular function: actin filament binding. NCBI's taxonomy places the organism in Eukaryota, Viridiplantae, Streptophyta, Magnoliopsida, Fagales, Betulaceae. Gene Ontology annotation, biological process: actin filament depolymerization. The transcript is spliced from 3 exons. The coding region runs from base 217 to 636 and encodes 139 amino acids.
UCCAGAGCUUCUUGACCAAAAAUGGGGAAAACCAGAUGUACACAACGUGGCAGCACGAAAGUUUGUUGUUGAAUUGAUCAGCCCAAUUAAGAAAAAGCCUUAAAAGAGAUAACAACUCUUGGUUUCUCCCACAAAAAUCUCUUGGGGUCUCCUCUCUAUUCUCUUCAUUUCAGAUCGAUCUCUCUUUUCUCUGCUUCUCCUUGUUGUCAGGAUAACAUGGCAAAUUCGUCGUCUGGAAUGGCUGUGCAUGAUGAAUGCAAGCUCAAGUUCUUGGAGCUAAAAGCAAAGAGGAACCAUCGGUUCAUCGUGUUUAAGAUUGAUGAGAAGAUCCAACAGGUGAUCGUAGAGAAGGUCGGGAGUCCUGAUGAAACCUACGACGAUUUCACCGACUCCAUGCCUGCCAACGAGUGCCGUUAUGCCGUCUUCGAUUUUGAUUUCACCACCGACGAGAAUGUCCAGAAGAGCAAAAUUUUCUUCAUUGCAUGGUCACCGGACACGUCGAGGGUAAGGAGCAAGAUGCUUUAUGCAAGCUCCAAGGACAGAUUCAGGCGAGAAUUAGACGGCGUUCAGGUGGAGUUGCAAGCAACGGAUCCUAGCGAGAUGAGCCUGGAUAUCAUUAAAGGCCGAGCUCUCUAAAUCCUAUACAAAUCAAAUCAAAUCGCUUUAUCUUCAGUUUCUUUUCUUUUCUUUUUCCCUGGUUUACUUAAUCUUUGUUUGGAUUUAAAUCUUAACGUUUAAUGGGAUUUCGUGUAAUACAUUCUUGAAUUUAAUUUGGCUCAUGUUGGAUUUUCUUGUA